Messenger RNA from Drosophila virilis, 1969 nucleotides. RefSeq names its product alpha-N-acetylgalactosaminidase. The record is from RefSeq and is a predicted model, not a curated record. Gene Ontology annotation, biological process: glycoside catabolic process; oligosaccharide metabolic process. Gene Ontology annotation, molecular function: alpha-galactosidase activity. Gene Ontology annotation, cellular component: cytoplasm. Lineage: Eukaryota; Metazoa; Arthropoda; Insecta; Diptera; Drosophilidae.
ACGUAAAACUGUGUUCAACACUUCUAAAUUAUGAGCAUACACUAAAACGUCGCUAGAGAGCGAGGAGAUCUUAAGAGGACACGUCGCGCGUAGCACCUUAAAAUGGCUCUUGCCUGUUAAAUUAUUCCAAGCACUGCACUCAAAACUUUGAAGCCCACGGGCGCGCUCCAAAGUAAACUAUAGACUGACUUACCCUGGCCAGAGCUCGAGCAUAGUGUCAACUCGCAUUCUUAGGAGGUGUUCGUUGUGCUACGAAUUAAGCAAUUACAAUUUUUUAUUCACAAUAAUCAAGUUUGCAGGAAAAAUUCUGUGGCAGGGCUUUCUAUAAGACAUCUACAACAGUUAAAUGCUCUAAUUACAUAAAUAAAAAAAAAAAAUGAGGUGUGUGGUAACUCUUGUUCAUUUCUUUAAUAUUGCCAGCAUGUGUUAAAUAAACCAAAGCAAGCUAUUGGACAUAAAAAUCAUAAUAAAACAAAAACAAUACCAAUAACAAACAUUUACUCCAUAAAAUUUGUUACGGAAUAUUUAAUGAAUACAUGCAAGAAAUUCAAAUUAGUUGUGGGGGCGUAACUGAAGUUCUGCAAUCGCUCACAGUCAAGCCAUAUUGCAAACCUACUUAAAAUGCCAAGAGAAGAUUGCUGCUCGAUGCUGCUGGCGCUAGUUGCGCGUUUUCUUUGGUUGUGCAGCGUUGCUGGACUUGAGAAUGGCUUGGCCAGAACGCCACCAUUGGGCUGGAUGCCGUUCGAGCGUUUCCGCUGUGUGACUGAUUGCGUAAAGUUCCCGAGGGAUUGCAUCAGUGAGUCGCUCUUUAUGCGUACUGCUGACCUCUUGGUGUCGGAAGGAUACUCGGCGGUUGGCUAUGAAUAUUUAAUAAUCGACGAUUGCUGGAUGGAAAGACAGCGCCACGAAAUCACAAAGGAGUUGAUGCCCGAUCGAGAACGUUUUCCCAGGGGUCUUAACUUUCUGUCAGAUUACAUACAUAAUAAAGGUCUAAAGUUUGGCCUAUAUCACGAUAUCGGGGAGAGAACUUGCAUGCAUUUUGGGCCCGGUGCGAAUGGAUACUACGCAUUGGAUGCUAAAACCUUCGCGAACUGGAACGUGGACUAUGUCAAAUUGGAUGGUUGCUUUAUAAAGAACAUUAACCUGGACAUUGCCUACCCAGCAUUUGGCCGGGAAUUGAAUAAGACGGGCCGGCCAAUGGUCUACUCUUGCAGUUGGCCAUACUAUCAAAAACACCCUAACUACGAAUUGAUCAAAAAACACUGUAAUCUAUGGAGGUUCGCUGAUGAUAUUAGAGAUGCAUUCGAUUCUGUGGGCAAGACCAUGUACAAUUACUACAAGCAGCAGAAAAAUCUGACAAAACAUGCUGGUCCCGGACAUUGGAAUGACCCAGAUAUGCUAGUGCUCGGAAACUAUAGACUUAGCUACGACGCAAGUCGUCUGCAACUGGCCAUAUGGGCUAUAAUCGCGGCUCCGCUUAUUAUGACGAAUGACUUACAGACAGUACGACCUGCAAUCAAAACAUUAUUACAAAAUCGGGCUAUUAUUGAGGUCGAUCAGGAUCCACUCGGCAUACCUGGUCGUUGCGUAUAUAUAGCAGGUAGCUUUCAGAUAUGGGUGCGCCCUGUUAUGCCGUUUAAUAAUAUUGGCGCACACUCAUAUGCUGUGGCUUUCGUUAACAUUGGAAAUUACGAACCCUGCCCACUGUGUCCCCAAACAUAUGAAGUUGUUUUGAAACGCUUGGGAUUUGAAAAUGAUUUGGGUUAUAAGGUCAUUGAUUUGUUUGGCUCUAUGGAAGAUCUUGGAUUGUUCAAGCCAAAAGAUAAAUUUAUAACCCGAGUCAAUCCAUCAGGAGUAACGUUCUUCAAGUUCACGUCUGUAGAUAUGUACUAAACUCCUAGCAUACACUCUACAUAAAUCAAUAAAUUAUAAUAUAUGUUUUCAAUAUUAUAAAUAAUAUAAAGUAUAA